AUGCCCACCUUCUACGUUCGCCGCAGUUACCACCCUUUGAGACGUGCCUUUGCCGUCUCGAGGCGUCUCCUUGAUACUGUACCAGAUAAUGAGCGCCCAAUCCUGAUACGAGCUCUGCGCACGGCUGGCAAUGCGCUGAAAUACCACAACAUGCUCGAAAAAGAGCGUGCCAAACGCUUUGAUGCGAUGUGCCCCGAUGUCUCUCUGGACCUUGACAAGCACAUUGAAUCGGUCAAGCGUCUGUUCGAAAAGGUGAACGAGAAGAGAUCAGCAGGUCCUGAUUCUCCUCCUAUUGAAAAGCUCCCGGCCGACACCAUCCAUCUCCAUCUCAAUCACCGCGCUUAUGGAGAAGCGGCAAGGCUGUAUAACAUCACCCUCACCCGACAUAUGGAGGUCUACUACCCCAUGUGGCUUGGCGCGAAGGAUGCCGUGGAUAGGGUCGUGGAGGAUUGCGAGAUGGAGCCAGCUGCCAAACGGGAGUGGCUGGACCAGUGGAAGAUCUUCGUGGCGGAGGUCAUGGACCACCUCACUCCUCUUGAGGACCUGCUGUUUCCACUGUGGGAGGAUAGCGUUGGCGUACUAAGGGACGCCAUCACUGAGCACGUUGAGGAGCCUGAGCAUCUCCUCAACACAUUCCAUAUCAGCUGCGGUUGGUCGCCUUGA
Messenger RNA from Aspergillus clavatus NRRL 1, 663 nucleotides. RefSeq lists its product as uncharacterized. The record is from RefSeq and is a predicted model, not a curated record. The transcript has a single exon. NCBI's taxonomy places the organism in Eukaryota, Fungi, Ascomycota, Eurotiomycetes, Eurotiales, Aspergillaceae. Bases 1 to 663 code for a protein of 220 amino acids.